AUGGCUCCGGCAGUUCUUUUUCGUCCGGGAAGGCAGUGUGGGAGGCUGCGGGACAGCUUCGGACGGUUCACAGGACUGGGACACGGUCGCUGCGGCGCCCUGAAAGCCAAGCCGAGCGGCAGGGCGCCCGAGGGUGAAGGGGUUGCGCUCUCCCGGCCUCACCAUGCCCAGUUGGAGGCUGCUGGCUUGGACCGGCGCCCGGGUGCUGGACCGCGGCACAGGUGGCCUGGGCACUGCCCUGGGCUCGGGAAACAGAACAGACAUCUGGGUUUUGGUUAGACGUCUCCAUGGCAAGAGUGGUACUUGGUGGGAUGAACAUCUUUCUGAAGAGAAUGUUUCCUUUGUUAAACAAUUGGUCUCUGAUGAAAAUAAAGCCCAGUUAGCAAGUAAACUCUGUCCUUUGAAAGAUGAGCCGUGGCCUAUACAUCCUUGGGAACCAGGUUCCUCUAGAGUGGGCCUUAUUGCACUGAAGCUAGGCAUGAUGCCUUUAUGGACCAAAGACGGUAAGAAGCAUGUGGUCACAUUACUUCAGGUACAAGACUGUCAUGUCCUAAAAUAUACUCCAAAGGAAAAUCAUAAUGGAAAAAUGGCAGCCCUGACUGUAGGAGGAAAAACUGUGUCACGUUUCCAUAAAUCUACAUCUAUAUUGGAAUUUUACCAAGAACUUGGAUUGCCACCAAAGCAGAAAGUUAAAGUGUUUAAUGUAACAGAUAAUGCUGUUAUUAAGCCAGGCACUCCUCUUUAUGCUGCUCACUUUCGCCCAGGACAAUAUGUGGAUGUCACAGCCAAAACUAUUGGUAAAGGUUUUCAAGGUGUCAUGAAACGAUGGGGAUUUAAAGGCCAGCCAGCUACUCAUGGUCAAACAAAAACCCACAGGAGGCCUGGAGCUAUUUCAACUGGUGAUGUUGCCAGAGUCUGGCCUGGAACUAAAAUGCCUGGACAGUUGGGGAAUGUGGAUAGGACAGCAUUUGGACUAAAAGUGUGGCGAAUAAACACAAAGCACAAUAUAAUCUAUGUCAAUGGUUCUGUACCUGGACACAGAAAUUGCUUAGUAAAGAUCAAAGAUUCUAUACUGCCUGCAUAUAAGGAUUUCUGUAAAAAUCUACCAUUUCCAACAUAUUUCCCUGAUGAGGACGAAAAGGAGCUACCAGAAGAUUUGUAUGAUGAAGAAGUGUGUCAGCCUGGAGCACCUUCUAUUACAUUUGCUUGACUUCAUUGGACAUGAGAGAACCCCACAUAUGCUGUGAAUUCUGAUGAGCCAGAACAGUAACAUAACCAGGAAUUAUGGGGGUUUUUCCUUAGUUAAAACAUACCACAUAACCACAUGGUUCUCUUUUACUGUCUAUUUCUCAAAUUAUCAUAAAUGUUUAUAAAUUUAACUUCUGCUAAAGAUUUGUCUGUCUUUGUGAAAGGGUGGUUGUGGAAUGGUGUCAACUCAUAUGGAGACUAGAUAACUUAUCUAGAUUAAAGAAAAAAGAAAACCAUUUCUUGAGCCUCAAAAACAGAAAAAUUCAGAUGUUUAUCUAAAUUAUAGAAAUGUUUAUGUUAUAGUUAAAGGCCUGACACAUAAUAAAAUCACAAAUUAUGGGUCUUAUAUAUUA
This is a messenger RNA of Capra hircus (goat), 1601 nucleotides long. It is a transcript of the gene MRPL3, whose product is annotated as mitochondrial ribosomal protein L3. Gene Ontology annotation, molecular function: structural constituent of ribosome. Gene Ontology annotation, cellular component: ribosome; mitochondrial large ribosomal subunit. The transcript is spliced from 10 exons. Gene Ontology annotation, biological process: translation. Lineage: Eukaryota; Metazoa; Chordata; Mammalia; Artiodactyla; Bovidae. The coding region runs from base 164 to 1210 and encodes 348 amino acids. The record is from RefSeq and is a predicted model, not a curated record.